AUGGCAAGUCAUGGGCCAGAAGGAAUCGAAAACGCGUCAAGAGCCGAUGUAAUCCCUGAUGAGACUGCGGCUGAAGCCGGUCAUGAUCCAGACCAACUCAAGCCAAAAGUUUACCCAACAGGAUGGAGGUUGCACGCGCUCACGGCUGGCCUCUGCCUCAGCAUGCUACUCUCGACAUUGGAGACCACCAUUGUGAGCACCUCGCUCGUCGCGAUGGCCAACGACCUGCGCGGGUUCGGCCAAGCGGGAUGGGUGGUCACAGCAUAUUUUUUGACCUAUACCGGCUUCCUAGUCAUUUACGCCAAACUCAGCGACAUCUUCGGUACCAAGCUCCUGCUCCUCUUCGCCGUAACCAUCUUUGCCGUGUUCUCCGUAGCAUGCGGUGUAUCCGGAACGAUGAUGCAACUCAUCGUCUUCCGCGCCUUCCAAGGCCUAGGCGGUUCCGGGAUCUACUCCCUCGUCACCGUCAUGACACCCCUCAUGGUGCCGCCCGCGAAAUACCCGACCUACAUCGCUAUUAUCUCGUCGGUGUUUGCCAUUUCUAGCGUGCUGGGCCCGUUGUUGGGCGGGGCUAUCGCUGAUCAUGCUACUUGGCGUUGGGUCUUUUGGCUGAAUGCCCCCGGCGGCGCAAUAGCCUUCAUCCUCAUCACCAUCUCCAUCCCCUUCAGUUUCCCCUACCAGCCCGGACCCACUCACUUCCUGCGCACGCUAGUAACCGAAAAGGCCUGGCGACGAGUGGACUACCUCGGUGCGGUAUCCUCCCUCGCGGCGUCUGUUUUGCUGGUGUUUGCCCUGGAACAGGCCGGCGUGGCAUACCCGUGGGAUAGCGCGCCGGUGAUUGCGGCGUUUGUGUUGUCGGGGGUGUUGUGGGUUGUGUUUGUGGUUUGGGAGAGGGCUGUUUCGUUGAGGGGGCAGAGCAAGGAGAGGGAGAAGGGGAAGGUGUGGGUUUGUGAGCCGUUGUUUCCGUGGAGGUUGGCGUGUGAUAGAUUUGUUUUGGGGUUGUUGUUAAACGCAUUCCUCACCGGGUUUCCUUUCAUGGCAGCCAUCAUCACCAUCCCCCAGCGCUUCCAAGUCGUCAACGGCACCAACGCCAUCGACGCCGGCAUACGCAUGCUGCCUUUACUCCUCUGCUCACCAUUCGCUACCGUCUUCGCCAGUGUGCUGUUGACUAAACUCCGGCUGCCUCCGCUCUAUGUGUUACUGGCUGGGUGCGGCCUUCAGACUCUUGGGGUCGGCCUGUUCAGUUCGCUAGACCCGUCACACCUUGACAACAUUCCGUCGUACCAGUAUGGGUACCAGGUGAUUAUGGGGUGUGGGUUUGGGUUGAAUCUCAGCACGGUCUUGAUGAUGGUGCCAUUGGUGGUGACACAACGGGAUAUGCCCGUCACCAUGGGCGCAGCAACACAAAUCCGUGUCCUCGGCGGCACAAUCGGACUAGCCAUCUGCUCGGCCCUACUAAGCAACUACGUCGCAGCCCACACCGGCGACCUGCUAACACCGCAAGAACAGGCGGCCAUCCUUCAGUCGUCGCAAAACAUCCGGCGACUCCCUUCCACCGACUUGCAGUUGGAAGUCCGACAGGUGUAUGCGGAGGCGUACGGCCAGCAGAUGCGUGUGAUGCUGUACUUUUGCGUGGCCGCGCUGGUCUCGCUGUCGUUGCUGGCGGAGUGGCCGCCAAGGAAGAUGCGGACGACGGAGGACGGGGAGAUCGCGGCGCCGCCUACCCGGGGGGGGAAGAGGGAGAGUAGGGGGGAGAAGAGGGAGAGUAUGGUGUAG
This is a messenger RNA of Dichotomopilus funicola, 1776 nucleotides long. Its product is annotated as major facilitator superfamily transporter. Gene Ontology annotation, cellular component: plasma membrane. The record is from RefSeq and is a predicted model, not a curated record. Gene Ontology annotation, biological process: transmembrane transport. The transcript is spliced from 7 exons. Gene Ontology annotation, molecular function: transmembrane transporter activity. Bases 1 to 1776 code for a protein of 591 amino acids. Lineage: Eukaryota; Fungi; Ascomycota; Sordariomycetes; Sordariales; Chaetomiaceae.